AUGCUCCCUGUGGUGAUGGGUGCUCCAAGGGACGACUACUGUGCUCUUGCUCCACCGAACUCAUUUAUUCAUGUGGAUGACUUCAGUUCGCCCGCGGAACUGGCCAAAUAUCUAAAUUGGCUCGACUUAAAUGACACCGCCUAUGCAUCGUACUUCGCAUGGAAGGACUAUGGAAGAAUUAUGCACACUGACUUUUCGCCGUCACAUCCGCUAACGUCCACAACCACCACCACCACCACCGCCACCACCAACACCACAACCACCACCACCAACCGGUCAUGUUCCAACCUCCACGCGGUACCAGGUCCACUGGACGUCGACUUCCAAGACGAUGUCUACGAAUGGAACUUACAGGAUCAAACCCCAAUGACAUGCAAGAAGUGCGCCGAAAGAGGACCGCCAAAUUUUUGGAGUCGGGAGCCGAAGCGUCAGCAGCGGUCUCUCGAUACCAGGAAGCUGGCUGGUGGCCUAGAAGGCGUUUGGAGCUUUCAGGAGACGUAG
Messenger RNA from Dibothriocephalus latus, 501 nucleotides. NCBI's taxonomy places the organism in Eukaryota, Metazoa, Platyhelminthes, Cestoda, Diphyllobothriidea, Diphyllobothriidae. The record is from the annotation of a GenBank genome assembly.